AUGAAUGGUAAGUCAAAACAUAAUAUAUUUCUAAUAAUUUUUUUAAAAUUUUUAUAGUCAUUUAAAUACUUAUUACAUUAAGUUAUUGUGUACUUAUAACAGAAGUUAAACAAGUCGACGUGGCAAAUUUAUACAGACGUAGAUUCACCCGACAAGUUUCAAUGCAUACAUUAAAUAGUUUUAACGAAUUACGCCUGAACGUCAAACUUUGUGACGCUUCGCUAAUACUUGACAACGGUGAUGAAUACCCAGUUCACCGAUCGGUAUUGAGUGGUUCGAGUGAUUAUUUUAGGUUGGUUUACAUGACAUAUAUUAUAAUUUAAGAUAUCCAAAAAACUAAAAAUGAUUAUAGAUUUAUAUUUUUUAAACUUUUUUCAAAAUGUAUUGAAUUAUAUAAUAUAAGAUACAAAUAUUUUUCAAAUCAGCUAAGUAAAAUGUAAAUGUAUAGUAUUCGUAAUCUUAUAACAUUAAGGAGACCUGGGCCAGCUAAAAAACAAAAAUAUAUCGUAUAGUGGUCCGAUUUAGGUGAUUAUUUUUUUUUUUUUGGAAAGAAUAAGAAGACGUUAUACAGACCACAUUGAUUUAUGUCAUUGAAAUAGGUCAAUUUGACCUACUAAACUUCUUUUAUUAACUUACCUAUUUAUACCAUUAUUUGAAAUUAAAUGGAAAAUCGGAAAAAUGGUAAGAAAAGUAGGAAAACAUUAUGUUGACAAUGAAUUAUCUUUAGUACCGAGAACUUAUUUUCGUCUGUAAAACGGCCGUACUUCUUCCCUCUCAAUGAGCAUCUAAAUUAGUGGAACAGUCUUAUCUUUAAGGUGGUCAUUCAAGUAUUAUAAAAUAUUUUUUAAAUUUUAUAAAAUUGAAGAAAAUUUAAAAACCGGGACAGUGUUAAAACGAAGGUAUAGGAAAUAGUUUUAAAAUGGGGGGACUAUACAAGACGUAAUUAUGGGUUUUCUCCAAAGAUCAGCCAUUUCUCCUCCAUGAAAUGCCUGCAGGGGAUGGUUCAAACCACCGUUUAUUUGUGUUAUUAUUAUUUUUACUUUUCAGUCAUUGCGCGAAACUUAACCAGAACAAAUAAUUUUGUUUUUAAAUACUUAUAUACUAUAUAAAGUAUGUUUUAUUAAAAUUGGUUUGUGAACAGAAAUGCAAUUUGAAAAAAUAUCUUGAUGGUAACGAUAAUUUACAGAUAAUUGAUAUUUUAAUAAAUUUAUAAUGAAUGAUUGGUACAGAUUAUUAUAUGCAUGUUAUACAAUUUUUUAUACCUAGUGAAGGGGUUAUUGAGUAAAGAUCUUAAUAACAUAAUUUUUAAAAUAAUUGAGUUAACAUACUUAGCUAAAACACUUUUAUCUACAAACAAAAACUAAAAAAUUUAAAUUUGUGUAAUCAUAUAAUAUAAUAACUUAUUAGUUGCCAAUUUUAGAUUCUGAGUUGAGCGAAGAUGCUUAUGGUUUUACAAAGAUAUUUAUGAUUACUUUUUUUUUCUGUGAACAUCUUACCUAAAAGAAAUCUUGUUCCAAUUUUUAAGUGUAGCACUUCUUUUAAAUGAAAAUGUGACUGUCGAGGGACUUUAAAAGAGGUCAUUUUCUCAGGAGUUUUCUCAUCAAAUGUGAAAAACGGGAAAAUGUAUGAAAUAUAUUAAAAUAAAGUAAAUAAGUAUAUAAACAAAUAAAUUAAUGAAUGCGUCGCCUGGAGUAUUAUGAUACGUGUAUUAUACGACCAGUUUUGAAUUAAAAAUUCAUGAUCAGGUAUAUCACAGUCCAAAUGUAAACGAUAUUAGUAAAAUAGGUGUUACGAUUUUUUUUUUUCUGUCGAUAACUUUUCUACUAUCAAUUUAAAUAUUUGUUUUUUGUAUCCAUAAAGUUAUGUUUAUAUUUUAUUCGGGAAAAGGAACGAAAUGCUUCCCAAUUGUAUUCCCCCUCCCUUAAGUUUUUCAGAUGAACAACACCUCUUUACUCUUUAUUCAAUAUUAAUUAUUUCGGUCAGUGUUUUUUAAAUUCAUUUAGUAAAUAGAUAUUUCUGUAUCGUGUUUUUAUUUUUUUUUAGAAUACUGUUUACCACUACGUUGCAUGACGGGGAAAAUACGCAAAUAUUCCUGAAAACCGUAGAAAGUUCUACAAUGGAAUCGAUUCUACAAUAUAUUUACUCGAGACAAAUAGAUUUACACUAUAAUAACGUCUUGGAAGUCAUGCGGACAGCUGAUUAUUUUUGUAUCGACGGUCUGGUACAACUUUGUCACGGGUAUCUCAUCGAAUGUAUAGGAACUGAUAAUUGUGUUACUAUUUUACAAUUUGCAGAGUACGUAUUUACAUAUUAUUGGAAUAUCACUACAACAGUACUAAACAGUACAUUUAUGUAAUUAUAUUAAAAAAGAUUGCAAUUAAAUAAUGGGUGACCAUAGCCAAAUAGGGUUUUUGGUAUUUUUGGAACAAAAAUUAAUUUUUUUUUUUCGAUUUAAAUUUCUUGGAGACACGGAUGAAAUUAUUAGUUAUCAUAGUUAAUUGGGUUAUCACAAGCAAGAAAAUGGAUUUUUAAUCUGAUUAAAUGCAGUGAUAGUGAUGGAGUUGGAAACGAAGAGUCCUGGGUAAACACGUUUUUAUUUUAGAUUGCUUAGGUAAUGAGUUAGUAAAAAGAUAAAAAGAUAUAGUAAUAAUAUUUUACAUUGUAGUAAAAUACAAUUUUGGAAAACAGUUUUCUAUUAAAAUGCAAUAGUAUACUUUGUAAUCAGUUUUUUUAAAUAUACCUAACUUAUUAUUACAAUUUCAUUUAUUUGAUUACUGUUUCUAUACAUUUUGUACGUCACCGUUUGUUGGCGCCGAUUGACAGCAUAAUAUUAUAAUCGCGCGUUCACAUUUUCCGUGCUAAUACCCGCUCACAUCACCGUUUCAUAAUUAGGUUAGCGUAUCUAAAAUAGUGGCUAAAAAUUAAAGAGAAGCUCCGAUACAUAUUUAGAUUAAGUAAAUAAUUGUUUUCGUGAAUUUUUAUUUUAUUCAAUUUUAUGCAAUAUUAUAUAGUUAUUUUUUGUUCUGUUCCCCGUAUACUCUCGUACCGUACGUUAGUCGUGCUCGCAUUCGAGCAUUUUUGUUUGUUCUUAAACUUUUGCUAAGUACUGUUUUACGCGUGAACAGUCUCACUACCUUAUAAUAGUAUUGUUUCGCAUCACAGGCGUGAAUCCCUAAAUUUUUUAUUUGAUAAUAAUACAUUGCAGGUGUGAAUCACCGUGUUUUUUUUUAUAUAUAAUAUAUUAUUGUAAUAAAUCGCAGGUUCGAAUCACCAUAUUAUUUUUGUACAUAACAUUAUCGUUCAUUGUGUGUGUGCGCUAACUCUGUCCAGCACGAAUCGCCACAUAAAUAUUAUCAGCCGAAAUCUUGUACCUAACUGUAUGUGUGUUGAAUUAUUGUAUUGGUGAAAUAGGUGCCAGCUGGCCAGUCUAUGCUCCACGAAUUUGUGUGUUUUUUUUUGUAUAAUUUAUUAUUUAGUGUAUUGUUAUUUCUCCAUAUUGCUGUGAUUUAUAUAUUAACUUUUGUACUAUUUGUAAAUUAACUCGUAAAUAUUAUACAGCAACACAUAGUUAUCGUUCAAAAUAUGUUUACCAUUUAUUUCAGUUCAGUUACCCAGUCAUUAGUUUUUAAGAUACACACACACACAUACACACACACACACAAACACACUGCCAUCACGUAGCUCGUCAGAUUUGUGCGGCGACCCUAACCACUCUAAGUUACAACCACACGUAUACACACUAACAUACAGAUUGGCCGACCGAGAAAGUACGCACUGCAACAAGUUAAGGUGCCUGGGAAAACAUAUUAUUAUUUAGUUCACUUAGAUCGUUCAUUUUGGAACCUCGACGUGAUAUUUAAUUUUUACCAGUUCGGUAGUGUCUUAUUUAGUUUUUAUUUUGUAUUGUCCUUGUUUAUAUAUUUGUCAGUAUGAAUUUUAGGGUGCAUUUUUAUACUAAAAAUAAUCAAUUUUAGUUACCAUUAAAGCAACCAGUUACCCUUAGUCGAAUUUGUUUCAAUUCGGUAUAUUUGACGGCGCGCCAUAAUAUUGUUAUCAUACGAGGUAAACUAUACAUUACGUUGUUUGUCGUUCGUCGCAGCUACGUCGUAUAGGCACCUUAUUUGGCAGCGCCCAUCGACUUUUUGAUUUUGUUUGUUUUUGUGAGCGGUUUUAUUUUUAUAUUUUUGAGUCUAUUUGCAUCCUAUUAUAAUUUGUAAAAAAGAAAUGUCAAAUAUGCCGCUUGAUGAAAGUAAUCUAAAGGUACUGAGUGAUUUAAAAAUAUGAAGACGUGUAGUAAAAGGUUCACUCCCCCGUGUUAAAACAUUUAUUUCGAAAUUUCAAACAGAGGACCGAUCCGUAUUGGAAUUAGAAUUUCGUCAAGAGCAAUUUCCGCAAAUUAGCAGAAAUUAUGAUCAUGUACAAGGUCAAAAAGAAUUGCUGUCGACGGAUUACGAUAAAGAGGAAGAGGAUCGAGAUAAUUUCGAAUUAGAGUUUUUUGCCGUUCGCUCCCAGAUUCAGCAUAUUAAAAAUGUAAGGAAAACAGGAUGGCGGUUCACGCGGAGGCUCGUACGGUUUACUAGCCAGCAAAGAUCCUGUUACCCUUCCGCGAGUUACUUUACCUACAUUUGACGAUAAUAUUGAAGAAUGGUAAUUUUUUUUUGACGUUUACAAUGCUAUGGUACCGGAUUAGUUACGUAGCUCAGAAGUUUCUUUACCUUCGUGUAUGCUCAAAGGGAGACGCACUAGAUUUAGUUAAAUCUAUUCCCAUCACUGAUAACUACUACGCAGCAGUGAUUUAACUGUUAAAAAAGAGAUAUGACAACAGACCUCUUGUUAUUCAGGCACACGUCAGAUUGACUCUGGACGAUCAAAAAAUGCAAAGGCUAUCUGCUAAGGAUUUGCAAAGCCUGAAUUCGGGAGUGUCUAGUCGUCUUGCAUAAUUAAAGGCAUUGGGUCAGCCAACUGACCAAUAGGACACGUGGUUGAUCACGAUUGACGUCAGCCAGUUAAACGCCACCACAGAGCAUGAAUAGUAACUUCGCAAAAAGAGUACUGAGCUGCCAACAUACCGCAGUCUAGAGAAAUUUUUGUCCAGUAGAUGUAUCGCAUUUGAAAGCUCAGAAGCUUGACAUUCGAGUUCAAAUGAGACGAUUCUCACUAAGCGUACGGAGCGAAGAAACUGGCUCAUGAUACGAGACGUAAAAAGGGAACUGUCGCAUCAGGUAUAACAGAUGAUUCGAAAUGACCCUGUUACAAAGGUGCACACAAAGUUUUCGCCUGCUACGCAUUCAAAGACCUAACUGUCAACGAACGAGUAGAUGCGGUUAGAACUAAUCAUCUUUGUUUUAAUUGUUUAUCACCUUUCCACAUGUCUAUUCAUGUCUAUUGUAACUCGACUAACUCAUGCAGUCAUUGUGGUAAUAAGCAUAAUACUCUACUUCAUUUCGAGGCUAACAAGAGCAAUCAGGGCACAGUGAAUACUAGUACAACCAAUCAAAUCGCAUUAAACAGUGAAACGAGUGAUACCGUGGUUGCAACUCCAGCUAUUUUUGGUUCUGGGCACGCUUUUUUAACUACAGAAAGUGUGAAUGUUAAGGACGCUAGAGAGAUGUGUGAUAAGUGUAAAGCCAUACUGGAUAGUAUGGUGGAUCAAUGGUUAAUUUUAUUUUAAAAGGUCUUUAAAAUGUAUUUCAACUCUCGGAAAAGAAGGUGAUGUUGCCGGUCACUGGAAUUGGAGAAAAGAAAACCCAGGCUAUGUCUAAAGUGACAGUCCAAGUUAUGAUUUACCGUCAAUAAUUAGUAAUUUACCAUGGUGUGCCCCCCAACCGGAGGUUAGGAAAUAGCAGAAAACAUGAUACCAUUACUCACUGACCCAUUAUUUGACCAAGCUGGGCCAGUAGACAUUUUGAUUGGAGGAGUAGAAUUUUUUGAGCUAUUGAAGAUUGGGAGAAUUUCAUUUGGUGUCAGUAAUAUUUCUCUUCAGGAUAGUAAACUGAGCUGGGUUAUCACUGGUGAGAUGGACGUACCUUGUUAAAUAAGUUUCGGAGUAGUGCUAGAAGAGGACUGGAGGAUCGGUUAGAAAGAUGAAUAAGAAGGAGGGGGGAGUAUGGAAGAUUUUCAAAACCAAACCAAAAUUGCCUUGAGGAGGAACAUGCAGUAAAGCAUUUUUGGUAGGACGAAGCUAGGCGUUUUGUUCUGCAGAUCAUAGAUCUUAUGAUCGGUGCAGACACUAUUGAAGAGUACUGUCAACAAUGUUAGAAACAGCUAUAUUUCCUACAUAGAAAUGGUGUAGUAACGUGUAGGUGAUUUUAGAAGAUAUUGGGACAGGAAACAGAUUUCUAAGUAUAGCACCUUUUCUGAAGGAAAAGUUCACUGGGGAGGCACUUUAAAGACGCCAUUUUUCGAUUUUCUUAGGAGGUUUCUAAUCAAAUUUGAAAAACCGAAAAAAACGAGAAAAUAUGAGAAAUAUAGGUAUUAGUUAAAAUAUAUUACGGCCUUCUUUUUUUCUGUGAACAACUUUUCAACCAGCAAUUUCGCUUUGAAUUCUAAUGACAUCAAUUUUUAUAAAACGAAAUUUUAGUGGGGAGGUACUUUAGAAAGUUCAUUUUUUGGUUUUCUCAGGCAUUUUUCCAGCAAAUGUGAAAAACCGGGAUAAACGUAUACAAAUUGAAAAGAACGGUACAAAAAUAAACAAAUGUUAUUAAAGAAUAGGGUUUAUAUAAAUUCAUAUAUAAAGCCUAUUUAUUUUACUAUUAAACGACAUAUAUAUAUAGUUGAUAAAGCAUCCCUAUUAACUGAACUCUGCGCAGAAUUGUUUUUUUCGUAAGCAAUGGUUUAUUUUAUCGUUGCUUAUAGGUAUACAUUAAGUUAUCUAUAUAAAAAUUGCUGCAUCCGUUCCCAUUAUCCUAUGACGUCUUUUUGAUAUCAAAAAGGUUUUUCAUAAUAAUCCGGAAAAAUCAAAAAAGACGAAAUAUAUGAUUUUUUUCAAAUUACAGUAUAAAAUUCCUGUAUUUAAAAUUUUUUUCGGCUUAUGUUUUCUACAAUAAAUAUUUAUCCAAUGGAUAAAUGGAUAACGUUUAUGUUGAAUUUUUAAUCUAAUUGGUGAUCAAUAACGGUGUUUUAUUUUCUUUGUAAUUUUUUAAUAAUUGAACAAAACUGAAAAAAACGUAAAAAUGAUGGGAAAUAUCACAAAAAUAAUGCUUUUAUUAUUUUUAAUUUGGUUUAUUCUGAGUGGAUCGAAGAAUCUUAUCAUUUUACAAUGGUGUUAAUUUUUUUUUAUCCGUGAACAAUUUUUCUUCGAGCAAUUUUGCUCCGAUUUACAAUAAUAGCACUUUUUCCGAAAAAAAUUCGACUGAGGAGGUACUUAAGGGAAGUCAUUUUUUUGAUUUUCCAUAAAGUUUUCUCAAUAUAUUGGAAAAACUAAAAAAAAUUGGAAAUCGUAUAUAUUACGGCCUUUUAAAACAUGUAUAACUGAACUUCGCUCCGAAUUGUUUUUCCUUAUCAAUGGCUUAUCGUUAUUUACAGGCAUAAAUUAAAUAACUUUAUAUAUCCCACUUUCCCCACUAUCUACGUACAACAGUGGGCGUACUCGUCUCCAUUUACAAAAGUAUCAGUUAAAAUUAUGAUAUUAUGCUUGAUUCAUCAAAACUAAAAAAGUUAUGGACAUGCGAUCGAUUAUUCAGUAUGACUGCAACGUGAAAAUUAGUCUUCUGUCAAGUAAAAAUUAUUUCUACUCUUUCAGUAUUGUGCUGACUGACAUGCGAACACGUGUUCAUUAACUAUCAUUCAUUUUAUUAUCAAUCAUUUACUAUAUGUAUAUGUUUUUUAAUAAACCGUCACUAGCAUAUAACGUAUUGUGUCUUAGAAUCCAUUUUUGACCCACCAUCCUAUAGUUUUCUUAUUUAAAAAUUACUUUAAUAUAUUUGACAUAAUAACGUAACACUAAUACCUACAUAUUAAAGAUGUGAAAUCAUAGGAUGAUUAUUCAUUACUCAUUAGGAAUGUUUAGGUUUUUCAUCGUGAGAACGAUUUGUUCAGUAAAAGGUUCAUUAAUAAAAAUGAAUAAAUCAUGAUGAUCAUUUUAACUGACAUAUGGGAACCCGCCUUUAAAUAUAUUUUCAAUUUUGUAUGCAAUUCGAUAUUUUUUAUUGUUGGCCAUGCCAUGUUUAUAUAUUUGUUUGUAUAAUAUUUAUCAUAUAUCAGAUAACAAAAAAAAUAAAACCAAUUGUAUUUAUAUAAUAUUAGCGACUUUUAUUUUGGACCAUUGAGCGACGCAGCAUACAAAUACAUUGUCAAGAAGUUUGAGGCCGUGGCGGAAGAAGGUAAUGAGCUCAUGAAACUCACACGGGCAGAAUUUAAACGUUUAAUUGAAGACAACCAACUAAACGUAAAUCGCGAAGAAUAUGUUUGGGACGUUUUAGUGAAAUGGGUUGACGAGGAUCCUAAAAAUCGGAAAAACGAAUUAGUAUAUCUGUUACCCUUUGUCCGAUUUGGACUUAUGGCUUUCCGUUACUUUGUAGAGAAGGUAAUAUUAUAAUAAUAUACAAUAUUAUAAAAUUAAUAAUAAAUAUUGUGGGUGUCCUGUGAUGCAACUAGAGGUGUGGUUUGAAGUUUAUUAUCCCCCCCUUCCAAAAAUUAAAAAUUUAUUUUUACGAAUCUUAUGAAAUAAUUUGUAUGAUUUGUAUAAUUUAUGUUUCCCAACCUUUUUGACUCAAUGCCCCUUUUGAAUUUUCAAAACUCACAUGGCCCUCCAAUAGAUUAAAAAAAAAUUAUAGUUUAGUUUUUAUAAUCAGCCAUUUAAUUAAAGUGAAAAAUAAAUAUUUUCUUCAAAUUUUGUGCUUGGGCAUUUUAUUAUAAUUUCGAAUAAGUAUAACUAACGUACACGCAUAGUAAAUUAAAAUUGUAUGUAAUAUAAUGCAAGUAUUCAAUUGUCGGAAAUAUCCGAAUGAAAAUGGGACCAAAUGAAGCUUAUCGGCAUUCUUGUUUAUUACUAUUUUGCUGUUAUUUUAGUGUGUAUAAAAUAUUAAAUUAUUUUCUAUUGUACGCAAGUAAACAUUUUAUUGCAAUUAUUUAUGAAUUUGAUUAUACUAUUUUAAUAAUAGCGAAUUAUUUGUAAUAAUGAAAGUCACAGUAGAAUUGCCCUCCUUAGGUAACCCCUUAAGUGAAAUGUGAAAACUCUCAAAAUUAAAAGAGCCCACAAGGGAUGGCCCUACCCAUCCUUUGUGGGUAUUGUUGUAUUGGCAUUAGCUUUGAUCAAAUAUUCAAAUAACAGUGUUUCUUAAAAACUAGAAAUAGGUACUAGAUUUUUGUUAUUGGUCUAUUUAUACAGAAUAUCUCAACAAAUGUGAAAUUUUUGCCCAGUAGUACUUUAAUUGAUAUUGAAAAGUAUUCACCCAUGUACCUUUAUUUUUACUGUUUUUUCUAGUUUACAAGACAUUUCUAACCUGUUUUCUAAGUUUUUUAACUCAGUCUAUUUCUUUUCUUCAUCCAAAAGUAAAGCUUAUCUUUCCCACCGGUGUUAUGAUCUGCCCAAUAAUUGCUUUUUCAGUAUUGCUGAUAUAGAGUCUGGUUUUAAUAAGUUUAAAAAAACCGUGAAUUCUACAGGACCUGAUAUACAAGAUCCUUUCUUUUUAACUUUAAAUCUUUUCUUUGAUACUCUGGCAAAUCUUUAGACGUUCAUUAGAUGAAGGGGUAUAUCCGUCUAUCUGGAAGUUAAGCUCCAUCACCUCCAUUUUUAAAUCUGGAGAUAAAUUAUGUGUUAGGAAUUACAGGCCAAUUUCUAUCCUAGGCCAUAUUCCAAAGCUUUUUUAAAAGCUCGUACUCAAAAAGAACUGUGAAGAAAAUGGUCCUCAAAGCUUUUAAAAGUAAGUGCUAGGUUAACGUUAUAUUUACGGACUUUGAAAAAGCUUUCGAUAGAGUUGAUCACAGCAUUCUACUCCAUAUACUCAGUAAGACUGGGUUUGGUGAUCUACUAUUGACUUGGUUAGAAUCAUAUAUAUAUAUAUAUGGUAGAUAUCAAUCGAUGAAAAUUAAUGAAUGUAAAUCUGAUUUCUCUUUUAUUCCUUCAGGUGUUACUUAGGGGGCAACCUGUUACCUUUACUCUUUGCAUUGAUUAUCAAUGAUAUCAAGCAAAUAAUUCCUAAUUGCAAUAUUCUAACUUUUGUAGACGACCUAAAAAUUUUCUGGCGAAUCUGUCUCUUACUGCAGAACGAACUUAACACUCUAGCUAUUUGUUUUGAAGCUAUUGGUCUUAAUUUGAACGUGAACAAGUGCCAGUCUAUGUCCUUCUCUAGAUCUCGUAUUUUAAUUAGUCACAACUACUCGAUUAACAAUAUUAAUCUUGCAUCGAUCAAUUGUAAAAAAUAUCUGGGGGUUCUUAUAUACACUGACCUUAAUUUCCACUAUCAUAUCCAAUCAAUUAGUUAUCAGGUGUAUAAGACUCUAGGGUUCAUAAAAUGAAUAUCGUCUGAAUUUAAGCUUACCUCUUCACUGAAGGCUCUUUAAUGUUCCUUAGUAUGGCCCUUGCUUGAGUAUGGUUCUAUAUUGUAGGAUCCCAUUACAGCCUCCGACUCUGCAGUCAUCGAGCGAGUUCAAAAACGUUUUCUAUCCUAUACCGGCCUUGUGCUGAAUAUUUCCAUUCUUUUGUAUUAUUUGCAUGACUAUUCUUCAGUUCUCCACGUGCUUGGUCUAUCUACGCUAGUCAAUUAAUUUAAAGAUCCUCCGUAACCUCAUCGGUGGUUCUGUGGACACACUGUUGCUUCUUUCUCUCAUCAACUUUCGAGUUUCUCCACGUCCGACCAGCUCUUCCACCACUUUUGUAAUCCCUUUGUACACCAUCAAUUAUUGUUCAAUAAUCCUAUACAUCACAUGAUGCGCCUUGCUAACGACCACCCUUUGUUCUUACACCAAUAUCUGGUUAAUAAAUACCACUAAUACCUUAUUACCUGAUUCUGUCUUUCACUUUCGCUGAAUUGUCUGCGUGUUAUUAAGUCCUACUGUACUUUGAGUCAUGCCCGUAUUAAAUAAAUAAAUAUAAAUUUCUGGGAUACCUUGGAUACAAAGGAAAACCCGAAAAUUAUACUACUUUUAUAUUACUAAAUUCCAUUUGUAAUGAUUUAUAUUUAAAUACAUUAUACAAACUUAAUUGCCUUAUGCAUUCUAUACUUUUUCAACAAUAAUUAUCUGUAACAAUGGCAUACCCGUGAGCCGUCAUACAUUUUUGAAAUUCAAUUGUUUUUUAUUAAUUGGGAAAAGGGGAAAGUUUAUUGUAUUUUUGGUUUCAUUAUUUUUGAUUUUUUUUUUUUAGUAAUUGAAUUAAAAAUAGCCAUCGAAAAGGAAUUAAAAUUUCACAGAAAACUUAUAUUUUUUGGGAUGUGGUAAAAUUUUCAAAAUAUUCUGGUGAUUUUGAUUUAUUUAUAGGCAUUUGAUAUUUUUGAUUUUUAAACGUUUUUAUUUGAUUUAAUAUGAAUAAAAUUAUCUAAGAAUCAAUAACAAAAAUGCAUGCAAAUUUAAUACAGGGCUUAUUACACGUUUAAUUUAAUCUUAGUGGUUAGCGUAAUAAAGUAGUUUUUGUAUUAGCAUUAUAAGGUCACCAUAAUUUUAUUGAAAAUCUUAAAAACUGCGGAAUUGUUGCAUACAGAUAUAAAUUAUUCCAUCUUCUUUCUGAAAAAAAUAUAUUAAAUUCAACACUGUUUUUUUUUUUGCAACAUAACACUGUAGGUCAAGGACCACCGUUACAUAAAAAAUCGUGUGGACUGUAAGCCGUUCAUAGUCGAGACACUAAAAUUUUUUUACAAUCUGCAAGUGACCGCGAUCGCAAGGGACUCGUUGAUACCGACCCUGGCCCGGCCAAGGUAUCCGUUCGAAGUGUUAUUCGCCAUUGGGGGCUGGAGCGGCGGUAGUCCAACCGCGAUAAUCGAAACGUACGACUGGAAAUCUGACCGGUGGACAAGAAUAUUAAACGAGGACACAUAUGGACCGAGAGCGUACCACGGCACGAUCGUCGUAGACCACUGCAUUUAUAUUUUAGGUGGUUUCGAUGGAUUGGAGUAUUUCAACUCGUGCAGGAAAUUUGACACUCUGACAAAAACGUGGCUGGGGGUGGCACCAAUGAAUUGUAAGAGGUACUUAUAUUAUGGACAGCUAUUCAUAACGAAAAUAUAGAGUGGGUCUCAUUUUAAAGAAAAAAUAUACAAAAUACUAUAUCACAUCAGGUGUUAUAUAAGCGUUGCUUUGUUGGAUGGAGUUAUUUAUGCUAUGGGUGGAUUCGAUGGACACCAUCGCCUCAGCUCAGCAGAGAAAUACAGUGUUGAUCGAAACCAAUGGACAAUGAUACCAUCAAUGAUGUCCGAGAGAAGUGACGCGUGUGCUGCUGUCUUAAAUGGUAUGCAGGGUCGGACUGGGAAUCGGUCCUCUACUCAGUUCAUUGUUUAUUUAUGUAUUCUCUAUAAUUACAAAGAAACAAAAAUUAGUAGAGUUUCUCAUAAACAAAACAACCCUUAAGUUUAAAAUAAUCACAUGAGGUCACCAAUCUCAGAAGUAUAUUAAAAAUAGACCAGCCAAAUUUUAAAUUAAUAGUGAAGUGAGGAAUCUAUUGGUUUUACUAAAAUGUUAAUUUUUUUCUUCUUGUCUGUGGACACAUUUUUUUCUAGUAAACUUGAUUUGAAUUUUACGUGUAGCACCUUUUCUGAAAGCUCAAAUUGUAAUUUUUUGAUUUUCAAUGUUAUUUUUAAAAUAAAAGCACCACAUAAGUAGGAAAACUUACACUUUCACGAUUUUAUUAUUUUAUAAAAACGCGGAUUACGUUUUCUACCAGAAAAAAAAGAUUUAUUUGAAAAAUCACAAGAUACCUUUUUUGUUUAUUUUCUUACGGCAUCAUUGCCAAAACUUUUGAGCUUUUAAAGAAUUUUAAUUUUUGUGAGUUUUUUGCUGUAAUUCAGUUAUAAAUAUACGUAGAGACUUGAAACUUAGUUAUAAUACCUAUAUUGGACUUACCUAGAUGUGGUAAAGUUUCCAAAAUUAUCGGAAUUUUUUUUUUUUUUUUUUGCGUUCUUUCGCAUUUGGUGAGAAAACUCUUGAGAAAAUAGAAAAAUGACUUACAGUACCCACACCGAUUUCCUUUCAGAAAAGUGGCUACACCUAAAAAUCUGAAUAAGUCUUCUGGUAGAAAAGUUGUUCAUAGUUAUUUAUAAUACUAUUAGCUUCUUCACUCCACUAAAGAUUUACAAUAAUGAAUUAAUUAACGUUCCUAUUUCUUCCAAAAUAAUGGAUUUUAUUCCUUCAUUUCUUCCUCUAAAAAGGAAUUAGUUUUAGGAAUUUGUCCUUAACAGCACUGUAGUUUAGUACUUUGCAUACAAAUAUACAUAAAAUAUGUAAUCAAUAUUUUUAGAGUUAUAACAGUAACUGUACAAUAUGAUUAAUAUAAAUAAUAUAUGGGUUUUUAGUGACUGAUGCACUACAAUAAUAUUGCCGUAUUAUUUUGUAGAAUAUCAAUGUAUUAUAAAUUAUUAACAAUCGGCCCAUGAAUCAAUUAUUUUGAACGGCCCACCGAGUUUUGAUCGGUACUUCGCCGGCCUAGUGUGACCCUGACGAUAAGAGUGAAACCUCAAAUUUUCUAUAGUUUUUAUAGAUGGUCGGGGUCGAGGUUUAAAUUGCAAAUAGAUUAUAGGCGUUUUUUUUUUAUGUUAUUGAUUAUUUGACCGAAUUGAUCGCUAGUUAUGUAACUCCGCAGAUAAGAUAUACAUAACCGGUGGUUUCAAUGGGCAAGAGUGCUUGAAUACAGUCGAGAUUUACGAUGCGAUUACGAAUGUUUGGACGUUAAUACCACCUAUGCGAACGAAAAGAAGCGGCGUGUCGUGUAUAGCAUUCCGUGAUUGUUUGCACGUGAUGGGUGGCUUUAACGGACUUAGCCGGAUGAAAAGCGUUGAGUGUUUUAAUCCGACCACGAAACAAUGGUCGUCAUUGGCGGACAUGCAUAAUCCGAGAAGUAACUUUGCCAUCGUAAUUCUAGAUAACAUGAUAUUCGUGGCCGGAGGUUUUGACGGCAUAACCACUAUAUCCAAGGUGGAAUGCUACAACGAUUUCCUGAACGAAUGGUUAGCGUUUUGUAUUUUUGUUCUAUCGAACGAACACGAUACUUUUUAUAAAGGCAAAUUUUCGUUAUUCCACAUUGAUCGAUCACCACAUUAUUAAUAUAUAGAUCUACAAAUACGUUUAUUGCACUUAAUAUUAUCACGAUACUAGUUUUACUGUCAUGUUCGUAUCGUGUUUGCCUGCAGUGUCUACGUUCACUCGACUGGUCAUAUAAUAUAUAAUUAUUGUCUAAUAUGCUUUAUGAGCCUGUACCGUCCUGCAAAGGUUCGAGGUCAAAAGCAUGCAGGUAUUGAGGUCAGCCCUCACGGCAUGCGUCAUCAAAGAUCUGCCCAACGUCGCGUACUAUAUGCCUUUAGAUAGUGAUAGAUUGUCGGAGGAAGGCCGAGCGCAGGAAUAUGAGAGGAACGGCAACCAGGAUGUUGAGAGCGUCCCGCAAAACUCUACAGGUGAAAAUAAUACCACGAUUGCUGUUACAAUUCAAUACAAUAACGCCGGUAAUGCCACGUAUACGUUAGAUGAAGACGGCUUCAUAUUUGAUGGUGACGACAGAGACGAUAAUAAUGAUGGCCAAGAUGAAGAAGAUAACAACGGCGUGAACGAAGAAUUAGUAUUAUUUGUCUAUCGUCAUGAACAAUGA
Cinara cedri is the source of this 14728-nucleotide messenger RNA. The record is from the annotation of a GenBank genome assembly. Lineage: Eukaryota; Metazoa; Arthropoda; Insecta; Hemiptera; Aphididae.